This is a messenger RNA of Triticum dicoccoides, 1126 nucleotides long. Its product is annotated as 5'-deoxynucleotidase HDDC2-like. Gene Ontology annotation, molecular function: 5'-deoxynucleotidase activity. Bases 1 to 774 code for a protein of 257 amino acids. Gene Ontology annotation, cellular component: cytoplasm. The record is from RefSeq and is a predicted model, not a curated record. NCBI's taxonomy places the organism in Eukaryota, Viridiplantae, Streptophyta, Magnoliopsida, Poales, Poaceae. The transcript has 8 exons.
AUGGCCGUUAGCUCGCGGCUACCCGCCCCUCCCGCGCGGGGCCUCCUCCGCCGCUCGCCGCCGCGUAUCCUCCCUUCGAGACGCCUCGCUUGUGGCACCCGCGCUGUCUCCGGGAGCCCUGGGCCAGGCGGAUCGCCCCUCCCCAGGCGGCCGCCGGCGCCGCUGGACGCCGCGGCAGUCGCGCCGCCCUCGCCGGCGUCCUCCGCGGCGUCCUCCGCCGCCUCGGCCAUCGAUUUCCUCACUCUCUGCCAUAGCCUCAAGACCACUAAAAGGAAAGGCUGGAUAAAUCACAGCAUCAAGGGUCCCGAGUCUAUUGCUGAUCACAUGUAUCGUAUGGCCCUGAUGGCUUUGAUUGCUGAUGACCUACCUGCUGUAAAUCGAGAAAGGUGUAUCAAAAUAGCUAUCGUUCACGACAUUGCUGAAGCUAUUGUUGGCGACAUCACUCCAUCUGACGGCAUACCUAAAGCAGAAAAAAGCAGGCGUGAACAAGAAGCUCUAAAUGAAAUGUGUGAAGUUCUUGGUGGUGGAUCAACAGCUGAGGAAAUUAAGGGGCUGUGGGAAGAAUACGAAAACAACUCCUCUGUUGAAGCCAAUCUCGUAAAGGAUUUUGAUAAAGUGGAAAUGAUUCUUCAAGCGUUAGAGUAUGAGAAGGAGCAUGGAAAAGUGCUAGAUGAGUUCUUCCUCUCUACUGCUGGCAAGUUCCAGACAGAGAUUGGCAAGAGCUGGGCUGCUGAAGUGAAUUCAAGGAGAACCAAUGGAUGUGGACAGAACUAGGGGUAACUUGAUGUUUGGUGCUCGAUAUAGCCUCUAUGAAAUUUUCAUGAUGGGGUGGUGUGGCGAAUCUCAGACUCCAGAUUCAAGCCCACUUCGAGGCAAACAUAACCAAUUUGCCUCAGCUACCAGGUGUUGGUAAGGAAUAACGGAAUGGCGUCGACAGAAACUCGGGGAUCUAAAUUUGGUUAAGAGCUCAGUGGGCUGAAUAUGCACUGGGACUAGUAGUAUGUAGCAGUUUUUAUGUAUGCUGUUGGUUAGGAACAUCCAAACACGUUGUUUUUGUUGAGUCGGGAAAUAAAAAGGCUGGGGCCGUUCUCGACUGCCACCUUCCUUCGGUCGAAGUUGAUCUCUC